Molecule: messenger RNA, 720 nt
Organism: Argentina anserina (silverweed cinquefoil)
Lineage: Eukaryota; Viridiplantae; Streptophyta; Magnoliopsida; Rosales; Rosaceae
Product: putative F-box protein At1g32420
Molecular function (GO): protein binding
Source: RefSeq, a predicted model, not a curated record
AUGAUGAACAAAAUAAAUAAAGGAUCAAGUUCGGAAGCCAUAAAACUCCUAGAACUUCCUUGGGACAUCAUCAUUGAGAUUUUGAGCUGGUUGCCAGUCAAGUCGUUGCUAAGGUACAAGUGUGUCAAGCGAUGGUGUUCAUUAAUUCAAGAUGACGAGUUCAUUGUAAAACAUUUGGAUCAGAGUAGUCCUACGGAUCACUUGCAUUUGCAUCAAACCGAUCAUAAGAACUUCUUUAUAUCUACUGAUGGAGGGUUGAUUUUGGAGGGAAGUUUGAGUACUUCUAGGGUUUUUCGUAUCAGAAACCCUUCAGCCCAGCAAGUGCUAUACCUCCCUGAUAGACCCGAGUACACUAACAUGGAUUUUGUUUUUAAUCCAUCUACUCGCGUGUGUAAAGUGUUGCAAGCUCAAUAUUCUUUGGAUGCGUGGAGAGAAUGUUUCAGCACUACUAUUCUGCCACAUGGAGUUUUCCAAUACCUGACAAAAAUUCGGUGUUAUAUUUUGAAUAAUUGGACAAUUGUAGCUGAUAUAACAGAGGAAACCCUUCAAUUUUUAGCCUUGGCGGACUUUAAAGAGCAUAAAUUGAAUGAAAACAAAAACAAAAUUCCCUGGAAAGCUUUAAAGGAUUGUAAUCAGGCUGAAAAACUUACUGAGUUUGUGUUUACAAUCUCGGUGCACCAAAUCGAUGGUGUAUGUGAUAGUUCUGCAGAUGGGGAUUAG